This is a messenger RNA of Arabidopsis arenosa, 731 nucleotides long. Lineage: Eukaryota; Viridiplantae; Streptophyta; Magnoliopsida; Brassicales; Brassicaceae. The record is from the annotation of a GenBank genome assembly.
AGAGCAUGAGAAGCUUAGAAAAAGAUAUCAAUCUUUGUUAUUUCUCACUCUUUCUCUUCUUAUUUUGUCCCUAGCUCUUCACUUUGUUUUGAUCCCUAUAUGGAACACGAGGGCAAGAACAAUAUGAUUGGGAUGGAGAUGGAGAAAGGAAAGAGAGAGAGUGGGUCGAGAAAAGGAGUUGAGUUACCGAUGAGGUUGUUGGCUUUGGUCCUAACAAUGGCGGCUGCAACAGUACUUGGUGUCGCAAAGCAAACAAAGGUUGUGUCUAUUAAGCUUAUUCCCGCUUUGCCUCCUCUUGAUAUCACUACAACCGCCAAAGCCUCUUACUUGUCGGCCUUUGUGUACAACAUUUCUGCAAAUGCGAUAGCUUGCGGUUACACAGCGAUCUCGAUAGCGAUUCUGAUGAUCAGUAGGGGAGGAAGAAGCAAAAAGUUGUUAAUGGCGGUUUUGCUAGGAGAUCUAGUGAUGGUGGCUUUGCUGUUUUCGGGCACCGGAGCCGCCAGCGCAAUUGGGCUAAUGGGUUUGCAAGGGAACAAGCAUGUUAUGUGGAAGAAAGUUUGUGGUGUUUUUGGAAAAUUCUGUCACCGAGCUGCUCCUUCCCUUCCUCUCACUUUUCUUGCUGCAGUUGUGUUUAUGUUUCUUGUUGUUCUUGAUGCUAUUAAGCUUCCCUAGUUUACUUUUUCUGUUUCUUGUCGUUUCGUGUUAUGUAAAAAUAAAAUCAUUAUCAACAA